Molecule: messenger RNA, 2327 nt
Organism: Grus americana (Whooping crane)
Lineage: Eukaryota; Metazoa; Chordata; Aves; Gruiformes; Gruidae
Product: pre-mRNA-processing factor 39-like
Exons: 14
Coding region: 38-2170 (710 amino acids)
Biological process (GO): RNA processing; mRNA 5'-splice site recognition
Cellular component (GO): U2-type prespliceosome; U1 snRNP; nucleus
Molecular function (GO): protein binding
Source: RefSeq, a predicted model, not a curated record
GCUCCGCGCAUGCGCGUUGUGCCGGGGGAGUGACAAGAUGGCGGCGGAGGGGCCGGAGGCUCCGGCCAGUCCGGGCCGCGGUGGGGCCGAGGGAGCGCUGGGGGACGGCGGAGACGGCGGCACCGGCAACACCGGGACCCCCGGUGAGCCGGAGGCCCCCGUGGCCGAGCUGCCCCCCCCGGCCCCCACCCCCCCCGAGGAGGAACAGAGCGACGCUGCCGCCCCCCCCCCAAUCCCACAGAGCUGCAACGGCUCCGCCAUCGCCCCCCCCGAGCCCGAGGAGCCCCCCCCGGUCGCACCCGAGGAGCCCCCACCCCCCCGGGACCCCGAACCCCCCGCGGAGGAGCCCACCCCCACCUACCCCCUCGAUUUUGAGAAGUUUUGGCAGGCGGCGCGCAGCAACCCCCACGACUUCACCGCCUGGACCGAGCUCCUGCAGUACGUCGAGCAAGAGAACCACCUUUUUGCCGCCCGCAAAGCCUUCGACGCCUUUUUUGCCCACUACCCCUACUGCUACGGCUACUGGAAAAAAUACGCUGACAUGGAACGUCGCUUCGACUGCAGCCGGGAAACCGAGGAGGUUUUUGAGCGGGGGCUGCAGUCCAUCCCCCUCAGCAUGGAUCUAUGGAUUCAUUACAUCUCCUACCUCCAAUCCACCCUGGACAUGAAUCUUCCCGAAUCCAUCCAAAAAAUCCGCGGCGUUUUUGAAGCGGCAGUAGCGGCAGCUGGGAUGGAUUUCCGUUCGGAUAAAUUAUGGGAACUCUACGUGGAAUGGGAAAAGGAACAGGGGGAUUUACGAGCCGUCACCGGUAUCUACGACCGCGUCCUCUCCAUGCCCACGCAACUCUACAACCAUCACUGGGAGAAAUUUAAGGAACACGUUCUUCACAACCCCCCGAAAGAUAUUUUAUCCCCAGAGGAGCUUCUCUGGGUCCAGUCCAAACUGGCCACCGAUCCCGUGCCGAAACCGCCGGAGCCGGAAGGAACGGAAGCGCCGCCGGGAGAGGAUCUACCCCCCGGCGUGGAGGGGAAAGCGGCGGCAGCAGAAACCCAGGGCGAUUUAGACCAGGAAAAAAUCCGGGAACUGGUAAUUUCCAUGCGGCAACAAAUCUACGCGCAAAACGAGGCGGAAGUCAGCAAACGCUGGAAUUUUGAGGAUGGGAUCAAACGUCCGUAUUUCCACGUGAAGCCGCUGGAGCGGGCGCAGUUACGGAAUUGGCGGGAUUAUUUGGAUUACGAAAUGGCGGCCGGCUCGCACGAGCGCACCAUCGUCCUCUUCGAACGUUGUGUCAUCGCCUGCGCCCUCUACGAGGAGUUUUGGAUCAAGUACACCAAAUAUUUGGAAAACCACACGGUGACGGGGGCCAGGAGCGUUUUUCAGCGGGCGUGCGGUUACCACCUGCCCAGGAAACCCAACAUCCACCUGCUCUGGGCGGCUUUUGAGGAGAAACAAGGAAACCUGGACGAAGCCCGCCGCAUCCUCCGCUGUUUCGAGGAGACGGUGCCGGGUUUGGCCAUGGUCCGGCUGCGCCGCGUCAGCCUGGAGCGGCGGCAGGGAAACCUGGAGGAAGCGGAAGCGUUGCUGCUGGAAGCCAUGCGCGCUAACGAGGGGCUGCCCCUCGCUUCCUUCUACGCCGUCAAAUUAGCGCGGCAAGCCUGCAAAGUCCAGAAAAACCUCGGCAAAGCUCGCAAGGUCUUGGUGGAAGCUUUGGAAAAGGAGCCGGACAACACCCGGCUCCACGCCAACCUCCUGGAGAUGGAAUUCGGGGCCGACGUCCGCCAAAACGAAGGGAACACCAUGAGCUGCUUCGAGCGGGCGCUGCGCAGCCCCCUCCCCGACGAAGCCAAACUCGUCUUCUCCCAGCGCCGCGUCGAGUUCCUCGAGGAUUUCGGCUCCAAUAUACACAGCCUGCUGACGGCGUACGACGAGCACCAGAAGAUCCUCAAGCAACACGCGGCGCGCAAGAGAGCCCCCGAGAACGGCGCGGACGAACCCGACGACAAACGCCUCCGCCCCGACGACUCCUCGGGCCUCUUGGGUCCCCUCAGCUUUUCCACCUCGGGGGGGGACGUGGGCUCCACCCCCUACAACUACUGGUACCAGCACGGCUACGGUGCCUACAGCUACCAGUCGCCGUGGAACUACAACCAGUACUACUCGCAGAGCUGAGACGGGGUCCCCCCCGAACCCCAACUUCCCCCCCACUCCCUUUUUUUUUAAAAACCAGAAAACCCCAUUUCUGUACAUUUGGGGGGGGGGGGAACACCCCCCCCCCCCCCUUUCACAACUGGGGCGAUGUAAAUAAAGAGGCAGCACGUUAAAUAAA